GGUUUUGUUGACGCGAAAAUAGCCAUAUCAUCUUUGAGUUCAAAGUAUAAUCAUUUUUUUUUAUUUUAUUACAAUGAUAAUGUGACAUUUUAUGCCAUUAUAAUAUCGAAGUCUCUUGCUGCAUAUAGCAAUCAUUUAAUUGUGCUGAGUGCAUUUAUUUUUUACUCUUCGUUCUCUUAUUUUUGGAGCUAUAAUUGCAUUUAUACAUUUUAUACAGUUAUAUUUUGAAAAAUGGCUCAAAAGAUGAAAGUCUACGUGGUUGGAGUGGGUAUGACGAAAUUUGAGAAACCCGGCAGAAGAGAUAAUUUCGAUUACAAUAUUAUGGGAAAGGAAGCGACUUUAAAGGCCCUGGACGAUGCUCAUAUUUCUUAUAAAGAUGUUAAAGCCGCUUGUGUUGGCUACGUUUACGGUGAUUCAACUUGUGGUCAAAGAGCACUUUAUGAAGUUGGUCUAACCGGUUGUCCCAUUUACAAUGUAAAUAAUAAUUGCUCAACUGGAUCGACGGCAUUAAUGAUGGCAAAGCAAAUUGUCGAGAGUGGUAAUGCAGACUGCGUUUUAGCUCUUGGCUUUGAGAAAAUGGAGCGUGGAUCAUUGUCAUCGAAAUAUUUCGAUCGUACGAAUCCUCUCGAUAAGCAUGUCACUGUUAUGGCUGACAUUGCAGGAAUCAACGAUAGUCCAAUGGCUGCUCAAUUAUUCGGUAACGCUGGUAUUGAACACAUGAAGAGAUACGGUACAAAACCAGAGCAUUUUGCCAAAAUCGCCUACAAGAAUCAUUUGCAUUCCAUGAACAAUCCGUAUUCUCAGUUUCAAGAUAAAUACACUUUGGAGCAAAUUAUGAAUUCUCCGAAGGUCUUUGGACCACUGACGAAAUUGCAAUGUUGUCCAACGAGCGACGGAUCGGCUGCUGUCAUUUUAGCCAAUGAGGAAUAUGUUAAAAGACACAAUCUUCAGGCGCAAGCUGUGGAAAUUGUGGGAAUGGAAAUGUCGACAGAUUUGCCGUCCACUUUCGAAGAACGAAAUAGUAUCAAAGUAGUGGGUUACGACAUGACAAAAAAUGCGGCCGACAAACUAUUUUCAAACAGUGCAUACAGACCGUCCGAUGUUCAAGUCGUCGAACUACACGAUUGUUUCUCAACAAAUGAAUUGAUUACUUACGAAGCUCUUGGACUGUGCCCACCUGGCAAAGGUGGAGAACUUGUUGAUUCAGGCAACAAUACUUACGGCGGUAAGUACGUGGUGAAUCCCAGCGGAGGUUUAAUUUCCAAGGGACAUCCUCUCGGCGCCACGGGCUUGGCGCAAUGUUCAGAACUUUGCUGGCAAUUGAGAGGACAAGCCGGCAAGAGGCAAGUGCCUGGAGCAAAACUUGCCCUCCAGCACAACAUUGGCCUCGGCGGUGCUGUCGUCGUCGCUCUCUAUCGUCUCGGUUUUCCCCAAUCUGUCCGAAGAAACAACGUGUCCUCAGCAUCCGAUCCAACCAAGUUCAGAGCCUACACACUUUUGCAAGCUCUCGAAGUGGCAAUGCAACAGGACACCGAGGGUUUCAUUGAGGGAGUUCGUGGAAUUUACGGAUUAAAAGUGACCAACGGUCCGGGUGGUGCCGAAGGCUAUUGGGUCAUCAACGCAAAAGUUGGAAAAGGAAAAAUCGAGUACAACGGCAAAGUGAAACCUGACGUUAUUUUCACAAUCAGUGACACGGAUGUUGUUGAUUUUAUAUCGGGAAAAUUGAAUCCCCAAAAGGCAUUUUUCCAGGGGAAAAUCAAAAUUCAGGGCAAUAUGGGAUUGGCAAUGAAAUUGCCCGAUUUGCAAAAACGCGCUCAUAAUAAAAUCGAAGCCAUUCGCUCUAAAUUGUAAUUUUGUAAAUUAUGUAAUUUUCCGUAAUGAAGAAAAUUAUUACAGAAAAUAGAAAAGCCAAAAAAAAGAAAAUAUUCACUGCGAAUGCUCUUUAUUUUAAAGGUGUUUUGGUUUGAAUUCAUAUCGCAUUAUAGGAAUAUAAAAAUUUUAAAGAAACGUUAGAUUAAAACUGACUCAAUUAUUCAUCUAAGUAAAUUUAUAAAUUAUCUAAUAAUUUUACAUAAUUUUUCUGUUGGGGUCCUAUCUUUUAAUUAUUUUGUCAAAGAUAUAUGUAUAUUGUGUAUAAAUACUGUAUUUUUAUAUAAUUUGUUAUUAAAUA
Leptopilina heterotoma is the source of this 2170-nucleotide messenger RNA. It is a transcript of the gene ScpX, whose product is annotated as sterol carrier protein 2. The record is from RefSeq and is a predicted model, not a curated record. Lineage: Eukaryota; Metazoa; Arthropoda; Insecta; Hymenoptera; Figitidae. Gene Ontology annotation, molecular function: acyltransferase activity, transferring groups other than amino-acyl groups. Bases 232 to 1851 code for a protein of 539 amino acids. The transcript has 4 exons.